UAAGAAAAACAUAUGUAAUGUUACCAGAAUAAAGUUGUAUCUAAAAAAAUUGAAUUAUUCAGACAAUAAUGAAAAAAGUUGGGAUUUUUUUCUGCUAAGUAGUCAUGUUACUCAUAAAAAGAUUCGUCAAUAGAAAAGACGUAACCAUAUUAAUAUAGACAAAAAGAGAUGUCAUUUUACAAAAGUUAAGUUGGAAUAUGCCUACAAAAAAAGAGAUGUCAUCUUACAAGGACAAAGUCAGAUUGUUUUUGACAAAAAGUUAUUCUAGGAAAAGAUUUUAAGAGUAAAGUCAUUUUCUUCUAAGAAAAAAAAGGAACUGUUACAAGAAUACAAUUGCAUUACUAUUUGACAAAAAAGACCAUCUAAGGUGAAUAAAGGCAGAUUUAAGUUUUUCAAAAAAUACAGGCGUAUUAUUAGGAGUAUUUGAAAAGCUGAUGAAUCAAAAAGUCAUCAUAUUACAAGAAAAACAGGAAGUCAAACUUAAAAAAAAAAGGCAUAAUCGUAAAACAAAUGUAAUCCUUCAAGAAUGACACACAACGGUACGUAAUAUCGGCUUUUUUUUCUUGUUCUUUAUGACUGGCCGACUCGUGAACGAUACAUUGGGAGUGGGCGGGGCUUCCGUGUACAUGAAAGAAGGAGAACAAGGCAGCUGGUAGUUGAGGUGGAAGUAACUGCUUGCGAAUGAGAGCCGCAGGCUGGCGGAGGACUCGUGCCGCCUGAGAGCGGCGGCAUCAUCACACAAAGUGGCGAAGACCACGACGAGGAGGAGGAGGAAAGGAGGGAGGGAGGAGUCGGCGCGAGGAAAGGAGGACAGAGAGCCGGGAGACGGAGGAGAGGCGAGACGUGGAGUCCGGCUCCUCUACUUGAGUGCUUAUUGGCGGGCGGCGGGCGAAGAUGAGCAGCCCGUGCCUGCUCCGGGCGGCCCCCGUCAGCCAGCCGCGACUCCGGAACGUCAGGAUCAGCCUGAAGGCCGCCUCGAAGAUCCAGGACGCCAAGGAUGCCCGCUACCCGCCGGCGGACGACGACGCCCCCGUGCGCAGCCGGAGCACCCCGCCCGUGCACCGGGCCCUCAGGAGGGCGCCCGGGGGCCGGGGCAAGCGGCAGCAGCAGCAUCGCCCGGAAACCAACGGCACUCUCCCGGGGCUCGCCCCCGCCCCCUCGCCGGCCCCCUCCCGUCAGCGCCCGGUCCACCCGUCCCCCUCCUCCUCGUCCUCGUCGUCCUCCUUGUCCGCCCGCGGCAUGAAACGGGCGCGCUGGCUCAGCUCCAGCGCCUCCAACAUCUACUUCAACUCCAUCCUGGACGGACGCUUCAGGCAGCUGCAAGACGAGCGCGAGGCGGUCCAGAAGAAGACGUUCACCAAAUGGGUCAACUCCAUCCUGUCUCGGCUCAGCUGCCGCAUCUGCGACCUCUACUUGGACCUGCGUGACGGACGGAUGCUCAUCAAGCUCCUGGAGAUCUUGUCUGGCGAACGGCUGCCCAAACCCACCAAGGGCAGGAUGCGCAUCCACUGUCUGGAGAAUGUGGACAAGGCACUGCAGUUCCUCAAGGAGCAGCGCGUCCACCUGGAGAAUAUGGGCUCGCACGACAUCGUCGACGGCAACCACCGCCUCAUCCUCGGCCUCAUCUGGACGAUCAUCCUCCGCUUCCAGAUCCAAGACAUCGUCGUGGAGACCGGCCAGGCCGACCAGAAGGAGACGCGCUCGGCCAAGGACGCUCUUCUUCUGUGGUGUCAGAUGAAGACGGCGGGUUAUUCCAGCGUGAACAUCACAAACUUCACCACAAGUUGGAAAGACGGCAUGGCCUUCAAUGCGCUCAUACACAAACACCGACCAGAUCUGGUGGACUUCAACCAGCUGAAGAGGUCCAACCCGACGCACAACCUCCAGAACGCCUUCAACGUGGCCGAGAAGCAGCUGGGCGUCACCAAGCUUUUGGACCCGGAGGACGUGUUCACGGAGAACCCGGACGAGAAGUCCAUCAUCACGUACGUGGUGGCCUUCUACCACUAUUUCUCCAAGAUGAAGCAGCUGGCCGUGGAGGGCAAGCGGGUGGGCAAAGUCCUGGACCACUCCAUCGCCACGGAGAAGAUGGUGAACAAGUACGAGACUUUGGCGUCGGAGCUGCUGGCCUGGAUCGAGCAGACCGUCCUGGUGCUCAACAACCGCAAACUGGCCAACUCGCUGUCGGGCGUCCAGCAGCAGCUGCAGGCCUUCAACACCUACCGGACAGUGGAGAAGCCGCCCAAGUUCCAGGAGAAAGGCAACCUGGAGGUGCUGCUCUUUACCAUCCAGAGUCGCAUGAGGACCAACAACCAGAGGGUCUACACGCCCAAAGAGGGAGCGCUGGUCGCCGAUAUCAACAGGGCCUGGGAGCGACUGGAGCGCGCCGAGCACGAGCGCGAGCGAGUACUGAGGGACGAGCUGAUUCGCCAGGAGAAGCUGGAGCAGAUGGCGAGACGAUUUGACCGCAAGGCAGCCAUGAGGGAGACGUGGCUUCUGGAGAACCAGCGAUUGGUAGCUCAGGACAACUUCGGUUACGACCUUUCGGCGGUGGAGGCGGCCAAGAAGAAGCACGACGCCAUCGAGACGGACAUCGCAGCCUAUGAGGAGCGUGUCCAGGCCCUGGUGGACAUCUCCGGAGAGCUGGAGGCCGAGCGCUAUCACGACGCCAAGAGGGUGGACGCCCGCAAGGACAACGUCCUGCGCCUGUGGGACUACCUGCAGGAGCUGCUGAAGGCCCGCCGGGGGCGUCUGGACAAGAACCUGACGCUACAGAGGAUCUUCCAGGAGAUGCUCUACAUCAUCGGCUGGAUGGAUGACAUGAAGGUUCGUCUGCUGUCUCCUGACAUUGGGAAACAUUUGUUGGAAGUGGAAGACUUGUUACAGAAACACGCUUUACUGGAGAACGACACCGCCCUGCAAGCAGACCGCGUCCAGAACGCCAGUGCUGCUGCCCUCACAUUUGCCAACGGAGAGAGUUACAAGCCGUGCGAUCCUCAGGUGAUCCGAGAUCGGGUGGAGCACCUGGAGCUCUGCUACCAAGAGCUCCGGGCCCUGGCCGUCCAGCGCCGGGCCCAGCUGACGCAGUCUCGUCGCUUCUGGAGCUUCUUGUGGGAGGCGGCGGAGCUGGAGAGCUGGAUCAAGGAGAAGGAGAACAUCUUCUCCUCGUUGGACUACGGCAAGGACCUGACCAGCGUGCUGCUUCUCCAGAGCAAGCACAAAGCCUUUGAGGACGAGCUGGGUGCCCGCCAAGUCAACCUGCGACAGGUUCUAACCGAGGGCGGCGAGAUGAUCCGGGACGACCACUUCGGUUCGCCGAAGAUCCGAGAGUGCACGGAUGGCGUCGAGAGGCAAUGGCGGCAGCUGGAGGAUCUGGCGGCCUUCCGGAAACAGAACCUCCAGGACACGCAGAGGUUUUUCCAGUUCCAAGGGGACGCCGACGAACUCACGGCCUGGCUGCUGGACGCCAAGCGGCAGAUGAGCGGCGACGACGCAGGUCACGACGAGUACACCACCCGGCGGCUCCUGCGACGCCACGACGACCUCCGUAACGAGACGGGCAAGACGGCCGCCGCCGUGGACGCGCUGUCCAGCCAGGCCAACGCGUUGCCCGAGGAGCUGCUGAACACGCCCGACAUCCAGCGUCGCCUCAAAGACAUCAAGGACCUCUUCAUGGAGCUCAUGUCUCUGGCCGACGUCAGGCAGAAGAAGCUGGAUGACGCCAUGGCGCUGUACACCAUCUUCAGCGAGACGGACGCCUGCGAGCUCUGGAUGGGCCAGAAGGAGACUUGGCUGGUGGAUUUGGAGGUGCCCGACAAGCUGGAAGACCUGGAAGUGGUCCAGAAUAGGUUGAGCAUUCUGGCUCAGGAUAUGGCAAAUGUUCAGUCGAGAGUGGAUGAAGUCAAUAAGGCGGUCAAACAACUGGAGGACAGCAGACACCCUCGCAUCAAAGAGGUCAAGGAAUGCCAGAUGAGACUGAAUAAAAGGUGGGCCGCCUUCAAGGCCACGGUGGACGACAAGAAGAGGAAGGUGGACUCUGCGGUAAGCCUGCACAACUACGGACUGGAGUGCGACGAGACUGCAGCAUGGAUCCGUGACAAGACGCGCGUCAUCGAGUCCACGCAGGACCUGGGCAACGACCUGGCCGCCGUCAUGACCAUCCAGAGGAAGCUGUACGGCAUGGAGCGCGACUUGGCCGCCAUCGACUCCAAACUCGAUCUCCUGAGGGCCGACGCCGACCGGUUGGCGACGGAGCAACCGGAGAACGCGCCCGGCAUCCUCGACCGCCGGGCCGAGCUGGACGCGGCCUGGGACGAGCUCCAAAAGACCCUGAAAGACCGCGAGGACUCGUUGGGUGAAGUCAGUAAGCUGCAGAUAUUCCUGCAGGACCUGGACGACUUCCAGUCCUGGCUUUUCAGAGCUCAGAAGGCCGUGGCCUCGGAGGAGAUGCCCGCCUCGCUGCCCGAGGCUGAGGAGCAGCUGAGCCUCCAUGACGCCGUGCGCGACGACAUCGACAACCACGAGGAGGACUAUCGCGGCAUCAAGGACACCGGUGCGCGGGUCACCAGCGGUCAAGAGAACGACCCCCAGUACUGGGAGCUGGAGCAGACGCUCGGUGGUCUGGACCGAGGCUGGUACGAGCUCCAGAAGAUGUGGGACCGACGCAAGACCUUCUUGGAGCAGGGCUUGGGCUUCCAGCAGUUCUUAAGGGACGGCAAGGCGGUCGAGGCCAUCCUCAACAACCAGGAGUACACGCUGGCCCACGUGGACAAGCCCGACACGCUGGCCGGGGCCGAGCAGGCCCUGAAGAACCACGAGGGCUUCGUCAGCACCAUGGAAGCCAAUGAGGACAAGAUCGAUGGCGCCCUCCAGGCGGGCAGGCGGCUGGUGGACGACGACAACUUGUAUGCGGGGAAAGUGCAAGACAAAACGGAGUCCAUCGGUGACCGGCACAACAAAAACAAAGCGAGAGCCCGGGAGGUGUCGGAGAAGCUGCGAGACAACCGAGACCUGCAGCACUUCUUACAGAACGCUCAAGAUCUGACUCUGUGGAUCAACGAGAAGAUGCUGACCGCUCAGGACACGUCGUACGACGAGGCCCGGAACCUGCACAGCAAGUGGCUGAAGCAUCAGGCCUUCAUGGCCGAGUUGGCCUCCAACAAGGACUGGCUGGACAAAGUGGACCAGGAGGGCCAGGAGCUGACGGCUUCCAAGCCCGAGUCGGAACCGGUGGUGCGGGAGCGCCUGGCCGCCGUCCACCAGUUGUGGGAUAUGUUGGAGUCCACCACGCAGGAGAAGGCCCGGCUGCUGUUCGACGCCAACCGCUCUGAGCUUUUGGACCAGAGCCUGGCCGAUAUCAGGAAGUGGCUGGGCGAGCUGCGGCAGCAGCUGCAGAGCGCCGGCGGCGAAGACGUCAGGGACCUGACAAACGCGAACAUCCUGCUGAAGAAACACCAGGCGAUGGAGAACCAAGUACGUGAUCGCGCCCGGGAGCUGGAGGAGCUCCAGGAGGCUCUCAGGACGCACGGCGGCGGCGGGCGGGACGAACGGGACGAAGAGCUGGAACAGCAGAGUCUCCAGGCGCAGUUCCAGCAGCUGACGGCACCCCUGGCCCAGCGCAGGGGCAAGCUGGAGGAGGCCAGGGCCGUGCACCAGUUCUACAGGGAUCUGGCUGACGAGCUGCUGUGGAUUGAAGAGAGAAUGCCGCUGGCGCUGUUGCAAGAUCACGGCAGCGACCUGCAAACUGUGCAGAUGCUGCUCAAGAGGAACGGGACGCUGCAGAGAGAAAUCGAGGGCCACGAGCCCCGCGUGGACGAGGUGCUGGAGCGAGGACGCAGGAUGGCGGCGGCGGCGGCGGCGGGCGACGAGGGGCCGGGAGGUCCCGAGGCCGGGCGGCUCGCCGGGCAGCUGCGCGAGCUGGAGGAGGCGUGGGCGCGGCUGCGGGCGCAGAUGACCCGCCGGAAGGAGAGGCUGGACGCGUCGCGCUGGGCGGAGCAGUUCUGCAACGACGCCGACGAGGCCCAAGCGUGGAUUGGCGAGCAGGAGCUCUACAUGAUCGCUGAGGAAAAGCCCAAGGACGAGCAGAGCGCCGUGUUGAGUCUGAAGCGUCACAACAUCGCCAAGCAGGCCGUGGACGACUACGCCGACUCCAUCCGCAAUCUGUCACAGCGAGCUCAGAACAUGUUGACGGAGGAACAUCCCGACGGCGAGAAGAUCAUCCGGCGUCAGGGCCAAGUGGACAAGCAGUACGCCGGGCUGAGCGAGCUGGCCGAGGACCGGCGCAGGAAGCUGGAGCACGCGUGCCGCCAUUUCCUGCUCAGCCGCGAGGCGGACGACCUGGAGCAGUGGAUCUCCGAGCUCGACGUGGCCGCGUCCUCGCAGGAGAUGGGCCAGGACCUGGACCACGUCACGCUUCUGAGGGACAAGUUCCGCGAGUUUGCGCGUGAGACGGGCGCGCAGGGUCAGGAGCGCGUGGACGCCGUCAACCGGACCAUCGACGAGCUGAUCGAGGCGGGCCACGGCGAGGCGGUGGCCGUGGCCGAGUGGAAGGACGCCAUCAACGAGAGCUGGGCCGACCUCCUGGAGCUCAUCGACACGCGCGCUCAGCUGCUCAACGCCUCCUACGAGCUGCUCAAGUACUUUGACGACGCCAAGGAGCUGGUGGUCCAGAUCCAGGACAAGCAGAAAGAGCUUCCCGAAGACGUGGGCGAGGACUUCAGCAAAGCCGAAACCUUCCACAGGAUGCACGCCGCCUUCGAACGCGACAUAACAUCCCUGGGAAAGCAGGUCGAGCAGCUCCAGGAGACGGCGGCGAGGCUGCGAGCUCAGUACGCCGGCGAGCGGGUCGACGCCAUCCAGGCGCAGGAGCGAGCGGCCGCCGAGGCCUGGAAAGCUUUGCUGGACGCCUGCGACGGGCGCCGCAGGCGACUGCUGGACACGGCCCGCAAGUUCCGCUUCUUCGCCAUGGCGCGAGACCUCACGGCCUGGAUGGAGAGCGUCGCGCGGCAGAUCGACACCCAGGAGAAGCCGCGGGACGUGUCCUCGGUGGAGCUUCUGCAGAAGUAUCAUCAGGGCAUCCGCUCUGAGAUCGAGGCGCGGGGCGUCAAGUUCACGGAAUGCAGCGACGCGGGCGCGGCCCUGCUGGCGCGCGAGCACCGAGACUCGGCCGAGAUCCGAGAGAAGAUGACGCAGCUGCGGGACAAACGUGAGGAGAUGAUGCUCCAGUGGGACGACCGUUGGGACUGGCUGCGACUUUUGUUGGAGGUGUGCCAGUUUGCACGCGACGCCUCGGUGGCCGAGGCCUGGCUGGCGGCUCAGGAGCCGUACGUCGGCAGCGAGGAGCUCGGCCGGUCGCUGGGCGACGUGGAGAAGCUGCUCAAGCGGCACGAGGCCUUCGAGAAGUCCACCGCCGCCUGGGAGGAGCGCUUCUCGGCCCUGGAACGCCUCACCACCUUGGAGCUGUUGGAGCUGAGGAAGCAGCAGCAGCAGGAGGAGAUGGAGCGAUUGGAACGAGAACAGCAGCGCUACCAUCAAGAAAGCAGGAGAGACGAUACUGGCUUCACUGAAUCUUCGCAACUCUUCACGGUGGAGGAAGAAACUGUGUCCGGAGCGGUCGAGCCCAGUUCGGGCAUCCCCGAGGCGGCGUCGCCCGCCGGGUCUGAGAUGAAGGGGAGCGGCUCGCCGGGGUUGGAGGCGUCCAUCUCGGCGGCGGCGGCCGAGGAGCCCCCCGAGGCGCCGCGUGCUUGGACGGUGCUGCAGGAGGGCAUGCUGGGACGCAAGCACGACGUGGGGGGUUCUGGGAAGAAGGCCUCCAAUAGAUGUGCGCGGAGGUCGUGGAACAACCUGUACUGCGUUCUGAGACCCGGUCAGCUGUCGGCCUACAAAGACGCCAAAAGCUCCGCCCACGGCGCCACGUUUCACAGCGAGGAACCGCUGCCCCUGGGCAACGCCAGCUGGGAGCUGCUGACCAACUACAAGAAGAAGAAGCACGUGGCCAAACUACGUCUUGCGGAUGGCAGUGAAUAUUUGUUCCAGUGUAAAGAUGAGGAGGACCUGCAACAUUGGAGCCAGGCCAUGGCGAGGGCCCUUCAAUCGCCCGCGGACGAAGAACAGGCGGCGGACGGGGAGCCGUCCUCGGCGGCCAGAACCCAAAGUCUGCCCCCGCCGGCCUCCGCCUCCAAGAAAGACAAGGAGAAGAAGUUCAGCCGCUUUGCCAAGAAGAAGUGAGAGGCCUCGGGGUUGGCGGGCACCACCGUGGCAACCUGGCACAUCGCUCGUGCGUCCGAUCAGUCAAGAGCUGUUUUACAUCAUAUAUCAACAUUGGUUCUUCCGCUUGUAUUUAACACACAAAUGUUGCUUUUUUUUUUAAUGAAAUCACAGCAAUGCUCUUUUUACACUCAACCAAAGAAUUGUUUUUAUCUUUGCAAGUUUCUUCACGUGCCUCACACAAUGGUUGUGAACUGGAGAAGUCUACCACUUUUAUUUGAAUACAGGUUCAGGCUCCGCACUUGUGCUCAACUACAAAAGGCCAGACUCUAGAAAGAAACGUAUAGUGAGGAAUAGACAGAAGAAUGUUUUUCUUGGGGAAAAAAUUCAACUUUGCUGCAAUGGGAAUUGUUUUAUGUCAAAAUAUAAUAGAUUAAUAAUUUUCUCACUCGAAAACAGUGAUUUUUCUUUUCAUAAUUGAUAAAAAAAAAAAUUAAAAAUUACAAAUACAACUCAAUACAUGAUUUUACUUUUUUGAAAAAUUUAAGAGUAUUUAGCUUUAACUUAUUUUCUCCAUAAUGACAAGAUUGCAUCAAGAUUCAACUUUUCUGAAAUAAUAAAAAAAAAGAUUGUAGUAAUACUUAAUUACAAUAAAUUUAUGAUGAGAAUAAAUUUUCGCAAUAAAGUUGAAAAAAAUUACAAACAUAUCCAACAAAAUUAUUCAAAAAAUAAAUCUGUCCUGGAAAAUACAGGACUGUUGACCAAGAUUACAACUUGAUAAAGGGAGAGGAGAAAAAAAAACGUUUACUACUUUACUAAUUUUGGCUUGAAAAAAAAAAAAGCUGUCCACUAAUACAUUUAAGUCCUAAUGUUGCAGGAAAAACUGAUGUAAUUUGCGAGAACUUUGUUUUUUUACAGAAAAAGGUCAUAGGCAUAAAGUCUUAUUUUUUCUAGUAUCAGACUGGUGGGAGUUUUGACAUUUGCUACAAUUACAACUUUAUUCUGGAAUUUUCUUUUUCUUGUACAACAAAAAUCAAACUUGAUUUUCAUGUGUUCCCCAAUACUCCUACGACAGUGGCAGUAUUCUGGCACCAUUGCAUGACAUGAACCAGAUGUUGAAUAUGUUUGUUAUUUGGUGCUAUUGUGAGGCCGACCACUCCGCUUUUUCGAAUGCUCUGUUUGCAGUUUCUUGAGGAAAUGUAAUUGCAAAGUAUUUAUUUGUCAUUCAUGUUUGAAGUCACACCGAGCUCAGAGCCACAAUGGUUGCUGAAGCUUCUCUGUUCACCUGGGAAUGUUUUUAUUUUUUUUUUAUUUGGGGGUUUAAAAAUUCUACAUUAAGCAUUUGUUUGGAAAACACCAAUCAAGCUCAUCUAAUCUGUCUUUUGUAUUCAUUGUGUGAUGACAGGAAAUAGUUAAGUGACCUAUUGACUUUUGUUUGCGAGGUUCCUGUGCUUGUGGAUGAAAUUAAAAUGAAUUGAGCAGAUGA
Phycodurus eques (leafy seadragon) is the source of this 9691-nucleotide messenger RNA. It is a transcript of the gene sptb, whose product is annotated as spectrin, beta, erythrocytic. Gene Ontology annotation, biological process: actin cytoskeleton organization. NCBI's taxonomy places the organism in Eukaryota, Metazoa, Chordata, Actinopteri, Syngnathiformes, Syngnathidae. Gene Ontology annotation, cellular component: cell junction; cortical actin cytoskeleton; spectrin. The transcript has 35 exons. The record is from RefSeq and is a predicted model, not a curated record. Gene Ontology annotation, molecular function: actin filament binding; phospholipid binding; structural constituent of cytoskeleton. The coding region runs from base 895 to 8226 and encodes 2443 amino acids.